CGCUUCGAUGGCCGCCUAUACAGCGGUUAUCUCUUCCCCCAAUCUUCUCCACUCAGACAUAAGACAAGCAAAUGGUUUGUGACUCUCGAGGAAUAUCCGUAUUCCUUAUAUCCUCCGUACAUAACGGCCGGUGCUUUCGUAUUGUCCAACACAUCGCUAAUAGACAUGUAUUUCGCUUCCUUUUACACAAAACACUUUCGUUUUGAUGACAUUUAUGUGGGAAUAUUGGCAAAGAAGUUGUCUAUUAUUCCCAAACAUAACCCGAACUUUCAUUUCUGGACUCUAAGCUAUAGUGCCGUCACUUUCGAGGACGUGAUUGCUUCCCAUGGCUUUCGGGAUUCAAACAAACUUCUCAUUUCUUGGAGCCAACAGAAGAGUUUAGGAUUCGCUUAG
Molecule: messenger RNA, 393 nt
Organism: Oppiella nova
Lineage: Eukaryota; Metazoa; Arthropoda; Arachnida; Sarcoptiformes; Oppiidae
Source: the annotation of a GenBank genome assembly